AUGGCGGUGGCGAUUGUUCAGACAAUUACUGGACAGAUAAGAUGUAGAAGGAAGGCCAACAAAAACAUUUUCUUUAUUGAUGUUCAACCACUGCCUGCCGGAGAAAAAUCACAGAUAUUCUUUCGAACAGACGAUCAAACUUUAGAUUACCUCCAGUUUCAGGAAGAGUACCAUAAUUGCAAACCAGGAUCGAUUGUCGAGGUUCAAGUAGGGUACCCCUUGAAUCCAAAAGAAGCUGAAGAUAGACCUUACGCAGUGUGGCAAACCGACAGACCUAUUAAAAUAAUAACACCUUACACUGAGCGUGAAGGCUUCAGACAAGACCCACCCUUGGGGAGUCUUUUAAAAAAAAUGAAGGAGGAUGCUACUGAACUCACGGGCGCAAACAAUUCUACAGCGAACGGUCCGUCCAUUCAUAAAAGUAAUGUAGCGUGCAAAUAUUGGAUCAAUAAAAACAUAUGUCAUAAAGGAAAGGAUUGUAAGUUUCAGCAUCCUGUGGGUGAAGAUUUUGUAAAAGCCAGAAAAGAAUGGUUAGAAGAGCGAGAAAGAGCACGCAAACAGGCUACAUUUGAUCCUGAAGACCCUCAUACAUCCAAGAAACCUCACGGUAUGCGCGCUUUGAUAUUCGUGGAUUGGCUACUGAAGAAUUUCCAACUGACGGACAAGGAUCACGUUUUGGAUGUGGCUGGAGGAAAAGGUGAGAUAUCGAUGUUCUUGAGUCGAGGGUUUGGUAUACCCGCAACGGUGGUUGAUCCGAAAGUACGAAAGACACCUCCUUACUGGCUCACACGACUGCGUAGACAUAUGUAUCGAUUUGAAAGCGGCAAUGACCUUGAGCAGCCCGACUGGAAAAGCAGAGAGAUUCACUUCGACGCUCAGAAAUGGCCAUACACUAUUCAGCCCACUUAUUUACAUACUCUCCUGGAUGACCCAUUUGUGGAAAAUCACAAAGAACUCAUGUCGGAAACAACCCUUUUGGUUGGUUUGCAUGCGGAUCAAGCGACAGUGCCUAUUGUAGAUAUAGCACUCAAAUACAAUAAAUCCUUUGCUGUUGUUCCUUGUUGUGUAUUUAACAACUGCGGUGAUAGAUAUUUUCUCAGAUCAGGCGAAUUGGUUGCUACCACAGAUCAACAGAUACAAUAUCUAUGCGAGAAGAACAAGAAUAUCAAGGUCGCUUAUUUAGAUUUUGAAGGCAAGAAUAAAGUUGUAUACAACAUUGUUGACUGA
Mycotypha africana is the source of this 1227-nucleotide messenger RNA. RefSeq lists its product as uncharacterized. The coding region runs from base 1 to 1227 and encodes 408 amino acids. NCBI's taxonomy places the organism in Eukaryota, Fungi, Mucoromycota, Mucoromycetes, Mucorales, Mycotyphaceae. The transcript is spliced from 2 exons. Gene Ontology annotation, molecular function: metal ion binding. The record is from RefSeq and is a predicted model, not a curated record.